AUCGAGCGAGGCCCCGCCCCCUGUUCUAACCGGUGGCGCCUGCGCGGUGCGGGCCGGCGGGGCCCGGGAACCUCCGCUGGGGCAGUCGCCCGGGCCCGUCCGUAUGAGGAGGCAGCCGCCGCCGCCGGGCCCCGCCAGCGCCAUGUCGGAGCGGCCCGGCAAAGCCGCCUGCCUCAUCAUCGCCAGCGCGGCCUCCGGGGGUGUGUCUGCCCAAUCCUUUCUUCAUUCUUUUACACUGGCUAGCGCUGCUUUUAAUCUACAAGUUGCCACUCCAGGGGGGAAGCUAAUUGACUUUGUCGAUGUGAAUGAGAGCAACAUGCGUUGGAUACAGGACUUCCGAAUGAAAUCUUAUGCAAAUCCUGCCAAGUUGGAGUCAAUUGAUGGUGCUAGAUACCAUGCCCUGUUGAUUCCUAACUGUCCUGGGGCUUUGACUGACCUUGCAAACAAUGGAUACCUAGCUAGGAUAUUGCAGCACUUCAGCAAUGAGAACAAGCCUAUUUGUGCUGUGGGACAUGGAGUUGCUGCUUUAUGCUGUGCCACAAAUGAGGAUAAAUCGUGGGUAUUUCAGGGAUACAGCCUGACAGGGCCCUCUGUGUAUGAGCUGAUAAGGCAGCCCAGUUUUGCCAGUUUGUCCAUUAUUGUGGAGGACUUUGUGAAAGAUUCUGGAGCUACCUUUAGCGGAAAUGAAGGAGCAGGCCUCCUUGUAGCUGGGAUGGAUGAAGAGCCAGAGAGACUGAAGGCUUUCUUGUCUGUGAAGGGGAUGUCUUGCAGAUGGAGAGGGCCAUCAGCACUUCUGUUGACUCGGUGAUCAUGAAGAGGCAGUACCAAUCUCCUGUCAAGGAUUUUCUUUUAGUUCUCUGCUGCCAGAACAUACAUCUCAGCUGCAGUUUUCAGUGGACCUUCCAGUGACAUGAUGUGGAACAUCUAUUUCAUUAGCAAGUAGAGGUCCAGACUGAGGCCAUGUCUAGACUACAAAAUUAAGCCAACCUUAUUUACAUCAGGAUACAGUCAUUGCGGUAAUUACAUCACUUGUGUGUGUUUACACUUUGCUACUUAUGUCAGCGGUGCACGUCCUCACCAGGAGCGCUUGCACCAGUUGAACUAUCAGUGUGGGGCAGUGUGGAACAGCCAGCAACAGUCAAUGUAAGCAACAGUGUCUGCACACACUGUGUUGACCUAACUAAAUCAACAUUGACUCUGCGCCUCUCAUGGAGGUCGAGUUAAGUCAGUGUAACAGGCCAGUUACGUCUGUGGAAGCGAAAUUUUACUGUAGAUGCUUAUAUAGGUCACUGUAAGCUGUUUUGCGUCUACCUAACUCUAGAAUAGACCAGGACUGAGAUUGGGGCCCUGUUGUACUGGUUGAUGUAUUCACACAGAGCAAGAGAGAGGCUCUCCCCAAAGAACUUACAGUCUAAAUAGACAAAACAGACGCCCUAUCCACUAGACCAGAGGUUCUCAAACUGGGAGGCGGGCCCCUGGGCGGGGGGGGGGAGGGGAAGGGCAGCAGACUGUAUUUGGGGGGAGGGGCGAAUGAGCUGCUUUAGGGGGAACAAACUUACUGUGCACAUUUUACCCACAGCAAUAAAUAACUAGCAAAGCUGAUUCCUCCAGACAUCGUAGCUCCUCAGAUGGCGCUGUGCAUUUGACUCUAGAUGGCACUGUGCAUAUUGAUGGAUUUUGUUAACCUUGCAUUAUACAAAGUUGUUGUCAUCUGUAUGUUAAUCUGUUUGCUACGACACGGCAUGCACAUUUCAUUGUAAGCAUCGACCACAAUCGCUGUUUUGCUUUUGCUCUUAUUACAAUGGAUUGUUGGCUCUGUUUGGAUCAAAGCCUUACUUGUUUUUAAUAUUUAAGUGAGAGCUGCAUAUUGCUUUUUUUUAUUGUGGUGUGUGUGUGUGUGUGUAUAUAUAUAUAUAUACACUUGUGUAGCAGGAGGAGGGGGCAUAAACUACUACAGAUACAAGGGGGGCACAAUCAAACAAGUUUGAGAAAUACUGCACCAGUCUACACUGCCUCCCAUAUCUCUCUAGCAUGUUCCCAGCUUUGAUAGUCCAUAUUCCUGCCUCUCCCUUCAUUUCCCCCCUUUCUCUCCCCCAUUUAAAAGCAGUUGAGAGAAACCUAGUUCUCUAAGGGCAGGAAACUGAAACUUGCUCUCAAGACUGCCAAUCUUUUCUGCUUUUAUUUUUCUUAUUGAAACAUUUAGGGGCCAGUAGAGAAGACUUGUAAUUUCACCAAGGCUCAUUUCACCCAAAAUUAGAGUCCCAAGUACUAUUUUUUCCCCCAGUGACAGCUUGAACUAGAAGUGUGAUGGCAAGAACUUGUGGUUUUGAAAGCGCAAAGUGAAACGUAACUUAAUUCAAAAUAGUUUUUGAUUGGAUUUGGGUAGUAAACUGGGUUCUAUUUCAAGCUGUGCCUUGGGCUUCCUAUCUGAUUUUGUGCAAACUUAUUAACAUCUCAGUUCCCCAUCUGGAAUAAGGGACUACAACCACGUUGCCAUCUCAGGGGAGUGCUGAGGCUUGAUUCCUAAUUGGCAAUGUGUUUGGUGACCCUUGGAUUGAAGAUGCUAGAUGAACUCAAAGUAUUAAAAAGGUAACUGUCCAUCGUAACACUUCCUGUUGUAGCUGCUUAUGUGUUUUUUUUGACUCUUGUGACUAUCUACUAAACUUUGUAUGCACCUGUACGAGGAAGUUUUCCAGGUUAAUCAUUGUAAAAAAUAUGUAUAUGUUAAAUGUACUACAUAAUAUU
This is a messenger RNA of Trachemys scripta elegans, 2745 nucleotides long. It is a transcript of the gene GATD1, whose product is annotated as glutamine amidotransferase like class 1 domain containing 1. The record is from RefSeq and is a predicted model, not a curated record. Lineage: Eukaryota; Metazoa; Chordata; Testudines; Emydidae. The coding region runs from base 104 to 808 and encodes 234 amino acids. The transcript has 8 exons.